Aaosphaeria arxii CBS 175.79 is the source of this 575-nucleotide messenger RNA. RefSeq lists its product as uncharacterized. Lineage: Eukaryota; Fungi; Ascomycota; Dothideomycetes; Pleosporales. Gene Ontology annotation, cellular component: mitochondrion. The transcript has 3 exons. Bases 45 to 365 code for a protein of 106 amino acids. The record is from RefSeq and is a predicted model, not a curated record.
GGACCUCCGCAUUCUCCUCUAGCCAUACCACACACCCAUACACAAUGUCCGUGGCACGCGAGCGGAUAUUGGCCCUCAUGAAGACCCAAUGCCGGGUCUUCAACACCACAUACAACCCACAAGGCCUCCGCCUCGGAACCCACAUCCUGCACGAGCGCCUCAAGGGACCAGCCGUUGCAUCGUAUUACCCGCCUAGGAUAGGAACGAUUAGGCAUUUGCGGGCUCUGUAUCCACAGUAUGAAGUGAUGGAUGACAAGGAAGAGGACUGGGCGGAGCAUCAUACGAUUGCGCGUAGUAGGGGCAAGGCGACGCCGAAGAAGAAGAGGACUGCUGCUGAAUCGAAGAAAUUCACGAAGAGGAAGUAGAUUGGGUCCACUGGGAAGAGAACGAAGGUAUGAUAUCGGGAUGGAAGAAAGCACGGGAGAAUAUAUCACAGGCAAUCGGGAAAAAGAGAAGAAAGAUGUAUCAUCUAUUGUACAAAUUCUGCAUUACGACGGAAAGGCGUUGGUAUAUUAUCAUCAACAACAUCAACAUCAUCAUGAACAACACCAGAACCGAGCUUGUAUGCACGUAUG